This is a messenger RNA of Panonychus citri (citrus red mite), 1110 nucleotides long. Its product is annotated as microtubule-associated proteins 1A/1B light chain 3A-like. Gene Ontology annotation, biological process: autophagosome assembly; macroautophagy; cellular response to nitrogen starvation. The record is from RefSeq and is a predicted model, not a curated record. Gene Ontology annotation, cellular component: autophagosome membrane; cytosol; autophagosome. The transcript has 2 exons. Gene Ontology annotation, molecular function: ubiquitin protein ligase binding. The coding region runs from base 558 to 923 and encodes 121 amino acids. NCBI's taxonomy places the organism in Eukaryota, Metazoa, Arthropoda, Arachnida, Trombidiformes, Tetranychidae.
UUCAGUUCUCAUUGGAAAUCUACAAUCAUAGUGAAUAUUAUUGGAAGAUUAUUCUUUAUGUUGUUCAACUAUUUUCCAAUCUUGUAAACAAUUGAUUCCAAUUUUUUUUAAUUUUGUAAACUAUUGAAGUGAUUUUGUUAUUUACAAUUGUGAACCACUGGAGUAGGACUAUUUGUUAAUUGCUCUUGCAAUUAAUCAGAUUUAGAGAUCUGUGAAUGUAUGAAUUGAUCGUUGCUCUGAAAUCAAUUUUUGCGGCAGAGAAAAAAAGUCGAUUUAUCUCAACGUAAUUGUGAACAAUUGAGAUUGUUAAUCGUGUCCCCAUUGAGAGAAUUACUUUACCCUGUUUAUAGAAUCGCUGAUUGUUGAACAAAGAAAAAGAAAUCAGUUGAUUCAAGAUAAACAUUUAGGUUUCUGGUGAACUGGACGGGGGAAAGUUAAGAAGAGAAGAGGAAAAAAGAGAAAAGAAAACAUUGAGCUUCUUCAUUUUGUUUUCUUCUCUUUUUUAAUUGUUCUGUUUUAAUUAUUUUUUAUUCUUUUUUUACUGUUUUUAAGAUCAAAUGGACAAGCAAAAUUUCGAGUUUAAAAGAAAUCUAACAUUUGAUGAGCGAAAAAAGCAAUCAAAAAGUAUGAGAAGACUUUAUUCUGACAAGACUCCAAUAAUUAUCGAGAAAUAUCGUUCUGAGAAACAAUUACCAAUAAUUGAUAGAAAUCGCUAUCUUGUACCCCAACACCUUCCAUGUCACAAGCUGGUGGAAAUAGUUCGCCGCCGACUCACCUUACAUCCAAGUCAGGCUCUUUUUCUUCUCGCUGGUGGGAAUUCAUUAGUCUCCAAUUCCACUUCUGUUGGUGAAGUCGCUGAACAAUUCAGAGACCCUGAUGGCUUCUUGUAUAUUGUUUAUGCUUCACAAGAAACUUUUGGCUGAACAAUCUGACAACAGUGACGAAUGAAAGAAAAGACAAUCUUUCAAUCAUUUAAUCCCAAUCACUGAGAUAUUGGGAUGAAAUGAUUCGAUAAUUACCCAAGUUCAAACACAAAAAUCUAUCCAUUAAGGAGCAACAAUUAAAGAUGAUACGAAUGGCAGUGCCAUUGUAAUCAGAGAUGAAAAACAA